Messenger RNA from Ostrea edulis (European flat oyster), 620 nucleotides. Its product is annotated as heavy metal-binding protein HIP-like. The transcript has 3 exons. Gene Ontology annotation, molecular function: protein binding. NCBI's taxonomy places the organism in Eukaryota, Metazoa, Mollusca, Bivalvia, Ostreida, Ostreidae. The record is from RefSeq and is a predicted model, not a curated record. The coding region runs from base 66 to 620 and encodes 184 amino acids.
GUCAUAUCCUGUAUAUAGCUACAGUGUAUAGUGUAAGGCAAUAGGCAGACAUAUCGCUGUCCAACAUGAUUCCCAUGGUUAUGCUCAGGCUGAUAUUAGUCUUAGUGGUUAUAUUGACUGAACUGUAUGCAAAAGAAACCACACAGGAUUUCAUCAGUAAAUACAACAAAUACAACACUGUCUGUCGAGGAAUGGGAUACAAAACAAAAAGUUGCAAAGGAAGAGAUCAUGGAAUCGUUGCUUUCCAUGCCCGAACUUCGUCCUCUCUUCAAACUCUCGGUAGCCAGGCUGUAGUUGUGUUCGGGAAAAUAACUCUAAACUCUGGAUCUGCGUAUAACAGUAACACAGGGAUAUUCACAGCACCAACAGAUGGUAUCUACUCUUUUACAUGGACUAUUUUGACGAACAUUGGGUCAUAUUUUAACACACAAAUUGUCAUUAAUGGAAAACUAGUUGGUUACAAUCUUGCUGACGGUAAAUCUGGCAGUUCCCAGCACGAGUCUUCCUCAGCAACAGCAGUGAUUAGAAUGAAGAAGGACAGAGUCUGGAUAAGGACACAUGGUCAAGAUGGGAAAUAUGCAUACGCGAGCUGGUCGUCCUUCUCUGGGUUUCAAUUGUAA